Molecule: messenger RNA, 2182 nt
Organism: Aedes albopictus (Asian tiger mosquito)
Lineage: Eukaryota; Metazoa; Arthropoda; Insecta; Diptera; Culicidae
Gene: waw
Product: translation factor GUF1 homolog, mitochondrial
Exons: 4
Coding region: 160-2127 (655 amino acids)
Biological process (GO): positive regulation of translation
Cellular component (GO): mitochondrion
Molecular function (GO): mitochondrial ribosome binding; GTP binding; GTPase activity
Source: RefSeq, a predicted model, not a curated record
UUCACGAGGAGCGAUUUGCGUAAAUCUGCCGGUUUUUGCAAUCCAAAAAUCAGUUUCUUCGUAAUAUUUUAAAAGUUUUAAAAUGAUUUAGUUCAAAUACUGUGGGAAAAAGGUUUUUAAGUGAAAUACGAGCAAACUCUGAAUAUUGUUUCGUAGAAAAUGUUGUUCAAACUGGUGUCGCUGUCGCAUUCCAUGCACAUAUCGCGUGCGAUACCUCUCCUUAUCAGACAUUCUCGCCUCACCAUAGCUCGCAGCUUGAGCACUACCAGGUGGCUCGGCUCGGACGACGAUGAUUCCCACUUCGAUCGGAUCCCGGUCAGUCGAAUCCGCAAUUUCAGCAUAAUCGCCCACGUCGACCAUGGGAAAAGUACCCUGGCGGAUCGGCUGCUCGAACUGACCGGAACGAUCUCGAAGAAAGCUGGCAAUAAACAGGUGCUGGACAGCUUGCAGGUUGAGAAGGAACGCGGAAUCACGGUGAAGGCUCAAACGGCAUCGCUAGUUUAUCCGUACGAAGGGGAGACGUAUCUGCUGAAUUUGAUUGACACCCCGGGUCAUGUGGACUUUUCCAAUGAGGUGUCCCGGUCGUUGGCCGCCUGCGACGGGGUGAUUCUGCUCGUGGAUGCCAACGAAGGAGUGCAGGCUCAAACCGUGGCCAAUUUUCAUCUGGCUCGGUCCAAGCAGCUUGUGAUUGUCCCGGUGUUAAAUAAGAUCGAUCUGAAGAACGCCAGGCCCGACGCGGUGGCUCAGGAACUGUUCACACUGUUCGAGAUCGAUCCGGAUGAGGUGCUAAGGAUAUCGGCCAAAGUUGGAACCGGCUGCGAUGCGGUGCUGAGGGAGAUUGUCCGGAGGCUUCCGGCUCCGGAUGCCCAGAGGGAGGCGAACUUCCGGGCGCUGAUAUUCGACAGCUGGUUCGAUCGGUACCGAGGGGCGUUGAACUUGAUUUUCGUGAAGGACGGUGAGGUCAGGACGGGUCAGGAGAUUGUCUCCUGUCACACGGGCAAGUCGUAUGAGGUGAAAAGCUUAGCGAUGCUGCGACCGGACGAGAGGAAGGUGGACAAGCUGGUGGCUGGACAGGUUGGUCUUCUGGGAUGCAACAUGAGAACGAGCAAGGAGUCGAAUAUAGGCGAUACACUGUACGUCAAGAAAGACAAAACCUGUGUUCCGUUGCCGGGUUUCAAACCACAGCAAGCGAUGGUGUUCGCAGGGGUGUACCCGGCGGAUCAAUCCCAGCAUCCGUACCUGAAGGGGGCGAUCGAAAAGCUAGUCCUCAACGAUUCCGCAGUUACGGUUACACCGGAUUCCAGUCCAGCUCUCGGACAGGGAUGGCGACUAGGGUUCUUGGGUCUGUUGCAUUUGGACGUGUUCAGUCAGCGGCUCCAGCAGGAGUAUGACGCCGAUCCGAUUCUUACGGCCCCUUCCGUGACCUACCGGAUCAAACUGAAAGGGGCCAAGAUCAUUGCGGCGCAUGGCGGGAGCGAGGAGAUCUACGUGAGCAAUCCGGCUUUGUUCCCGGAUAGGACUAUGGUCGAGGAAUACUACGAACCGUACGUGCUGGGGACGAUCAUCGCUCCAACGGAGUGCACUGGGCCCAUAAUCGGGCUGUGCGUUGAGCGUAGAGCCAUCCAAAAGACGUCCAUCAACAUUGACAACGAUCGGAUAAUGACCACCUAUCUGAUGCCGCUGAAUGAGAUCGUGUUGGACUUCCACGAUCAGUUGAAAUCGAUCAGCUCCGGGUAUGCCAGUUUCGACUACGAGGAUCAUGGUUACGUUCCGAGUGCGCUGGUCCGGAUGGAUAUUUUGCUGAACGGACAGAUGGUCGAUGAGCUGUGCACUGUUGUGCACAUUAGUAAAGCUCAAUCACACGCGAGGGAGCUGGUGCUGAAGCUAAAGGAGUUGAUCCCCAGGCAGAUGGUGCAGAUUGCCAUUCAGGCGGUGGUCGGCGGAAAAGUUGUGGGUCGAGAGACUCUGAAGGCGUACCGGAAGGAUGUAACGGCGAAGUUGUAUGGCGGUGAUGUGACUCGAAGGAUGAAAUUGCUCAAACAGCAAGCCGAAGGCAAGAAGAAGAUGCGAGCAAUUGCCAACAUCAAUGUCCCGAAGGAUACGUUCAUCAAUGUUCUGAAGCGAUAGCGAAGGUAAGCACGUUGACAAACCAGUUGUAAAUAUAGCAAAAAGUUUAUGCUAG